Molecule: messenger RNA, 1529 nt
Organism: Schizosaccharomyces octosporus yFS286
Lineage: Eukaryota; Fungi; Ascomycota; Schizosaccharomycetes; Schizosaccharomycetales; Schizosaccharomycetaceae
Exons: 4
Coding region: 570-1169 (199 amino acids)
Source: RefSeq, a predicted model, not a curated record
CUUGAGACAUGCGAAAGGCCACUACCAAGAUUUUUUUUUUUUAUUCCUAUCUUUGGUUUUAGACUGAUUUUACUCAAGGUAUUGAUUUUCUUUAGAAAUAAGGAACGAUUCCUUUUUUUUUAAAGAUCUCUGAAAGGUGGAAUUGAUUUCUACGGACUUUUCUUGGUAAUUCUAGUUAAUUUCGAACUAGCUAUAGAUAUUGGUGUUCUUUUGGUUUUUGGUUUGCCAUUGCAAAAAUGAAGAAUAAAUACAUCCCUGUUUCAGACUCUGACGAGUCUUUUAAAACGCUCAUUGAUGAGAAAUCAGAUAUACAUUCUUCAGAGGUUACGCCUCCUCCGUAUUCAGGUAAGAUUUACUGAAAUAGAAAGGAAGGGUUGGUUUUUUUGUAUGUUUGUAAUCCAGUUAUGGAGAUUUCUUACUGAGGAAUCCUAUUUGUUUAUUUGUUUGUUGUUUUUAACCUUGUCGACGAUUGUCAAUAAACAGGAUGAAUACCUCCAUCCUCUGGUAAACAACGAAAACUUCAGUUACUAAUACAUUCAUUAGCUUCAAACAAAUUUAUCGAUUUAGAAAUGGCUGACGGUUCCGUUCAGAAUUCCGCCCAAGAAUCUGCUAAUAAUACUAGGUCGGACACUUCUGAAAAGAACAAGUUUCAAUGUCAUUUUUGGAGAGGAAUAGCGACUACUCAACUUCUUUUAUAUCAUUCUGUUUUUUUAAUCAUAGUCUUCGGUUACAAGAUUCCUCUGAAUACAGGUGUUUUUUAUGGGCUUGCUGGCGGUUCUAUUGGAUCCAUUAUUAUUUUCGUAAUUGUAACCCUUAUAGCCUAUCCUGGAUGGUUCACCCAAGCUGGGUGCAACAUGUGUGUCGCAGUGAUAUAUACGGGUCUUCUGAACGUCGUUGGUUUCGUAUUCUAUCGUAAUGUAAAGAAAAUAAUAGGAUUUGAAAAGAUGAAUGAUAUUGCUUUCUAUGGUGUCUGCUUUGUUAACGUUGCCGUGUUUGUUUUAUUUUGGAGAUAUCCAGAUGCGCGACAACUUCGAAUAUUCAUUGCUGAUUUAGGAAACGGCAUAACAAAUGCUGCGAAUUAUGUUCGACCGACAGAUCCGGAAAAUGAAGCACCUCAUAACGAGGAAAUCGAGCUUCAACCUUUUGCUGGGCAAAGCGCUGAAGUUUGAGUUUUAACGAAUCUUUUCCAUCCCUCCUAUAAAUCACAUUUCCUUGGAAGCAUUCAUAUCAAUUGCAAUCCCUCGAGUUUCUGCAUUCUUGUCCACAAAAGUAAGCACAGCUUCAUUCGGCAGGUUGGAUUGCUUUUCACGUUCACUCUUUUAUGGAUCUAAGAAUUCGUUUCGCAAUAGUGUUAUUUAUGAAUCGUUCGUUUUCUUUCUGACGAACAUCCUUGUUAAUGCAACCCUUUUAAUGAUUUCAUUCACAGCAUAAAAAGCACAAAUCUUUCAACUUGAACGAUCCGACUUUUAUAGCCUAAUGAAUCAAAUUGUCGUCUACUUAGAGAGUCAAGUAAAUGAACUGAAACACGA